AUGCCCUAUCCCUCGUGCUGCAGGGUCUCUCGUGCUUCUGUCCUCAUGCCUCCCCCUCACUCUCCUACCUUCCAGCCCCUAGGCAGCUUCAGGGACCUCACUAUCGACGACUGGUCCAACUUGGGGGACAGUCGCCACCUCUCCGACAAGUACUCGUCUGGCGUGUCACCGACGAACUUGAAUCAUACCUGGAACUUCAGCGACUUAGCACCGCCGUCCUCUCCCCCCACCAGUGUCGACGACGAGGACUACAUGGAGGCUGUGCGGCGCUGGCCUUUUGCCAGACGAAUAUUCGGCAACCUCUUGGAAGACAGGGACUUCCCGGCGUUGCCCGACGUUUUAAUAGAGACUCCCAAUUUCCAGCCGGAAGAUUGGGAUCUUCUUCGCUCAAAAUUGCGAGACAAACCUGAGAUUCUGCGUCAUUUUUGGUUCCGUUACGACCGUAAGAUGGCGACCGUUGUGGCCGGUUCUGCAAGCGGUCUGCAUCAAGACGUCGUGCUGGGAUGCGCCAGCACCGUAGUCGAGGACAUCAUCAAGCCGGUGGUUGAUCAGAACGGCGCAAGGCUGCUAGUUAGGGAGGACCACAUAGAGGUCCCUGACUGCAUGGUAGGACUCUUCAACCAGGCGAAAAAGAACAAGCUCUGCAUCAACCUGAACAGUGACUGCGUACUCAUUGAGUCGGCGAGAACACAAAGCGCACCGCAUGUGCUUGCAAAGGUCACAGACAACAUGACGGCGUCCGAUACCUCGGAAAGCGUGGCGGGACACACCUACGUGCGUCAGAUGGCAUCGGUGGCGGGAUCGGAAGGUGAAGAGACGGAGGACGGGAUGCAGACACAGACGGACGAUGAAGACGGGACGCAGAUGCAGACGGAUGACGAUGACGGGACACAGACUCAGACGGAGGACGGGGACGACGACGGGACACAGACGCCGGCAGGCCCUGAGACGGAGCACGCAGGCGAGGAACCGUCCUCUCCUCUCACUCCUCUACCGGACGCGUCCUCGCCCCUAUCGCCCCUCUCCGAUGCAUCCUUUCCAUCUCCCCCUCCCCUGCCACCCCCGUGGCGCCUCUCCCCCCCAGAGAAGGCCGUCAAGAAAGCUCCCCCCGGUGUGGACAUCAACAAACAAGACUGGGUCGAAUUACCCUGCCUGGACGACGACUGCAUCACGGGAGGCAUCGCUUACGGAGGUAGGAUAUACGUAGGGGAAAUACGUGCGUACAUGUGGGUUUUACAGGGCGCAGAGGACCACGCGUACCUCGCGAAGCACUGGAAGGACGACCUGGAGGAGUGGGUUAGAAGCGGGAAGGCCCUACUUCUUCGCAGGAGGUACGCCACUGAUGAGCAGAAGCAGGCGCUCAGGCAGUGGGAAGCGAGAUGGCGAGAGUGUAUGCUGUCUGUACGACACAAGGUCCUCCACAACCUCAUCAUCGCAAAGUCAAGCCAAUGCACCCCCGUGGAACUCGUGGUGUUCGAGGAGAAGAUCGACAAGCUACCUGACCUCAGCCUGCCGCCCAUCAAGAGCCCGGUGGGAGUAGUUAGGGCCCUGGUCGGCUCCGGGAGCUGGCGAUUGGCGGAGGAACGGUACGCCAAGGCCACGAACGCGACUACCCAGUACUCGUUCGACGGAAUUGUCGGAAGCCGGAAAGAGGCGUUCAAGGCAGGGGCGUCUCUCAAGAGGGCCCUUGACGAGGGUGACAUUGGACGGGCUAGAAGGGCUCUCAAACGGCGUCACCUCGACACCGCGCUCGUCGACAAGAAAAGUUCUUUGACGGACUCCGACUACCUGGGCUCUGCUGACGGCUCGAGCGACCCGAUACCGAGUGACCCCCUCCGUGAUCCGUCGUUCAAUCCCGACGUGGACGACGGCCAUUACUCUCAAGACAGCAACUACGGCGAGUCGUCUCAGGGGUCGCAGCAGGGGUCGUCGCAGCAGGGGUCGUCGCGGGGUAACGACUCGUCGCAGGAUGACGACGAAUCGUCGCAGGAUGCCGACGACUCAUCCCAGGAUGCCGAUGAAUCGUCGCAGGAUGAGAAUGACGCGGAAUCAUCGUCGCAGGGUGAAUCGAACUCCUCACAGCUUGACGCUGACUCACAGGCCAGCACUGGUUCUGAAUGA
Fomitopsis serialis is the source of this 2121-nucleotide messenger RNA. RefSeq lists its product as uncharacterized. The coding region runs from base 1 to 2121 and encodes 706 amino acids. The record is from RefSeq and is a predicted model, not a curated record. Lineage: Eukaryota; Fungi; Basidiomycota; Agaricomycetes; Polyporales; Fomitopsidaceae. The transcript has 8 exons.